Molecule: messenger RNA, 1278 nt
Organism: Acomys russatus (golden spiny mouse)
Lineage: Eukaryota; Metazoa; Chordata; Mammalia; Rodentia; Muridae
Gene: Hsbp1
Product: heat shock factor binding protein 1
Exons: 4
Coding region: 123-353 (76 amino acids)
Biological process (GO): cellular heat acclimation
Cellular component (GO): cytosol; nucleus
Molecular function (GO): transcription corepressor activity
Source: RefSeq, a predicted model, not a curated record
AGUGCCUCGCGGUCCCGCGACUGUGUUGUCGCGAGAAUUGGCGGCUUGGGGGCGUCUGCGCCAAGAAACCGAAGUGUAAGUGACGGUUCCGAGACAUCGCCGCCAAGCUGGGCACCGGGGAGAUGGCCGAGACGGACCCGAAGACCAUGCAGGACAUCACCUUGGUGGUGGAGACGCUCUUACAGCAGAUGCAAGACAAGUUUCAGAUCAUGUCGGACCAGAUCAUCGGAAGGAUCGAUGACAUGAGCAGUCGCAUUGACGAUCUGGAGAAAAAUAUCGCUGACCUCAUGACCCAGGCUGGAGUGGAAGAACUGGACAGUGAAAACAAGAUUGCUACUGUGCAGAAGAGUUGAGGGCGAGGGAGAGCACUGGCUGCUGAUAAUUCACACUGAAUCCAGAACGUCGUCUUCCCACGCCAAGAGAAAACCAAGUUGCUUUCUGCAACUAACUACUAUGUGUCGACAGGUUUAUAAAAGUGCAUUCUUAUCACAGCCUGCAUAGUCUUUAGAGUACCCCGACCCCCCAGUUUCUCAACCUUGCUAUCGUCAGGUUAUUAAACACUAAAACUUCGGAGAUUUCUGCAUAAAAUUGUCAACGUUUUUAGUAAUUUUUCUGAGAUCCUUUCCCCACUGUUCUUUCGUGGUAGUUGCUGUUUGAUAAAGUGGCAGAGUACUUUUUAAUUAGGUGACUAGUCACUCCUCCCCUUGGCUGAAACCGUGCCGUGAGACAUGGACGUUUAGGGUCUUUCCUUUUCAGUGCAAAGUGACUGUGGAGCCGACACUAGAGUGUCAGAAAUACUUUUUCAAGUGGCCGAGAGCAUUUAAUAAUUGUUUGUGCUGAAGUGUCUAUCAGGGUUUGCAUGAGAUUCUAGUAGUAGGGCCUGCCAUGCUCAUCUGAUGGGAUGUCAGAUGUCAAAUCCCAGUGACCCCGUCCUCCCUUUGAGCUGCUGACUGAAAGGGAAGAGACCAAAAGACCCGGGUGAGUCCACCGCCAGUCACAUGGCUGAGCAGGGCCCAUUGACUGGUGGGAAGCUCUGGGUUUUAAAAAUACUGUUUUACUUGAACUGUUUCUUGUCUAAAUUCUUGCACAGUGAGUUCUAUUAUUGAUUAAAGAAGAUAGAUAGGAAACUUUACAUUUGGAAUUCUGGUGUCUGGAGGCUUAGCCUCGAGGCCACUGUUGAUGAAUGACCUGGGAAGGCAAUCUAUGUCACUGUCCCCACAAAGUGAUUUCAUACAAUAAAAACAUGAAUAAUAAAAAGUUGAAGAAUGGUGUGGUCUU